AAAACACGCCCCUGCCAUGUCACUCUUUCGGUCCAUCCAACUUUUGCCAGUCAUUCGUUGACAUUUUUUGUCUUGCUGUUGGGCUCUUGGUCAGUGAACACAAGAGUACCGUUCAUUCUUUUUUUCCUUAUCUUUAUUUCAACCUUCUUUUUUUCCAUUUUAUUCGGCUCAUUUUUCUGAUCCAUUUCAUUGUGGACGUCCCGCCCGUCUCAACAUUCCUUUUCGUGACGACUCCUUUUUUACGGUCUUUGUGCCUUUCGUGUUGGUGGCACCUGGGUCUUUUUUUACUUUUUUCUAUUGGUUUUAUUUUUAAAAAAUAACGACCCCCUCGUUCGUUCAGUUAUUGGUGUCUGAUUCGAUCUGAUUUCACCUCCCCCCUUUUCCCCCAAUCCAAUAUCCAUACCCUCGAAUUUUGCUUCCGACGACCUCGAAAUCGCUGUACCGUUGGCCUUGGGCCUGUCGUCGCGAACCCUAAACAAUGAGGGCCUCCUCACUGUUUGGGCCGGCGGCGGCUGGUUUAUGGACCGCCUUGAUUGGGCUAGCUGCCUCAGAGGUGUCGUUUGAUUCCGUCUCCGAACCGAAGCUGGAUCUCGCGCCGCUGGGUCAGAUCGCCCUGACAGGAGACUUCGCCGCCGUCUCCCUCUACAACUACGAAGAUCAGACCGAGUCCGAUUCGUCCAAAAACGGCUCCCAGUCCAUCCUCAUACCCCUCCCGAAUGGAGGCCUCACGUCAAUAUCCUCCUCGGACGGGGAAAUCCGUGCCGUCUGCUCGUUCACCCAGAAAGAUGGAACCGAUAGGGGCCUGUUCGUUGCCGGAAACUUCACGAAACUGGGCGGCGUGAAGGCGCAGGGCGCGGCGCUGUUGGAUCCCAAAUCGAAGAAAGUGACCGCCUUGCCAGGAUUGCGGGGUUCAGUGUCUGCACUGCUGUGCGAUCAGGAAACUGACAGCGUUUACGCGGGCGGCAAUUUGAAGUACAAAGACACGUCGAAUGUGGUGGCGUGGACCGGCAGUGACGGGUGGAAAAGUCUCCCGUUUGAUGGACUGAAUGGACCGGUCACCUCGAUCUUGAAGAACUCCGACGGCCACAUCGUCUUUGGAGGCUCGUUCGACGGCGUGGGCAAUGCGACAUCGUCCAAAAAGCACCAGCAGAUCGUCAACCUCGACAGCGCCAAAGUUACGUCCGAUGCGGAAUCCCCCCAGGGUGGGUUCAGCGACCCUCGCAACAUCAUCUGCCAGGCAGGUGGAGGUGACGGCGAGGGAAAGACGUGGCUACUGAACGACAACUCCCCCGGAUUCUGGCGCGGGGACAUGGGCUUCCAGUACACCCCCACCAAGAUCCGGCUGUACAAUACCCAUUUCGAAGGAAGAGGCACCAAAACCUUUAUGCUCCGCGCGCUCCCCGAUAAUGGGAUUAUGAACCUCACCUACACCGAUCCGAACACGAACAAGAAGGCCUUCUGCGACCAGACCUGUGAGCUUUCGCAUGACGACAGUGAGGAAUAUAGAGAUUUCGAAUUCGUCAAUUCCAUCGCCAUGCAGGGGUUCAUGUUGGAGAUCAAGGAUUGGUACGGACCCGGUGCCGGCCUGAACGGCAUCCAGCUCUUCUCGAAAGAUAUCCUUGCAUACGCUGUGAACGACUUCAACGAACCGUCCUGCGGGGGCAUCGAGAACCAGUCCAAAUCGACGAAGAAGGGCUCGUGGUCCGCAUCGAGCACGGAUCAGUCGUCCUCGGGCUUUUUGACCGCCAAAGUCUCUGAUGCCUCUGCGUCUGAUACCGAGGUCGUCCUCCAGCCCGAUGUCAAGCAGCCUGGAGAGUAUGCCAUCCUCCUGUACACCCCCGGAUGCCAGCAGGACGGCACCUGCGACUCGCGCGGGGCCGUCAACGUCAAAGCUACGCCGACGAGCGAUGCGGCGGAUCCGAUCGAAACGGAGAUCUACCAGACGAACCUAUUCGACAAGUACGAUACCAUCUACACCGGUCACGUGGAUGCCAGCGAGGAUGGGUUCCGUCCCCGGGUCGUUUUGACGCCCAAGGGCGGUCAGGGCGAUCAGACCGUGGUUGCAUCGAAGGUCAAGUUCCAACUGAUCAAGGCCUCCAAAGGGUUGAGUGGCGAGUUGAACGGUAUCUACGAGUUCGACCCGGCCUCGAAAGAGCUCGACACCGAUUUCACCAAGUCGGCGACCAACCGCAUCGGCUUAGAGCUGGAUGGCAAAGCCUCCAUCGAGGCGCUGGAAAGCCAUGAUAACGUGAUCUUUGCGGGUGGUGAUUUCUCCAGCGCCGACCUGAGCAACAUUCUCUUCUACGAACCAGACGGGAACGCUACGGCGCUGCCCAGGAAGGGACUGAACUCCGAGGUGUCUUCCAUGUCCGUCGUGGACAAGGUCCUGUAUGUGGGAGGCAACUUCACCGAUACGGCGGCCGGUGGCGACGAAGGUCUCAACCACAUCGCGGCGUUUUCGCUCGAUGACAACAAGUGGUCCGCGCUGGGCGGCGGUGUCAAUGGGCCUGUCAGCCAGGUGGUCUCGCUGUCGCUGAAUGUGUCCUCCAAGAUCGACGACACCGAACCCCUGGUCGGCAUUAGCGGUGACUUCGACAAGUUGCUUUCGUUCGACAAGAACCCCUCGACCAAUGCUUCUGGCUUCGCCAUCUGGGUUCCCUCCGAGAAGAACUGGCUGCAGAAUAUCGGUGACAGCGAGAUGACCUUCGGCGGGCACCUGUCGGCUUUCAUCAAGGCAGGCAAUCUGAGCAUCAUCGCCGGUAACGUUGGAUCCGGCGGUCUUGGUGCUGCUGGCGCUGUGGCUUUGCACGAUGACGACAAGCUCAGCCUGGAGCCACUGCUCACCCCCAAGAAGGCCAGUGGCCAGACCUACGCCGGUGUUUACGACAAGUCCGAUGGUCGCAACCUCACGAUCCUGGGUGGUCGCUUCACUGCCAACGGCAGUGACGGCUCUACGGUGGAGAACAUUGCUGUGCUCGAUGGCAAGCACGACACCAUCACGGGCCUGGGAGGCGGCAUCGAUACCAAUUCCACCUUUAUGGCCCUCACCGUGUGGGAGAACACCCUCUACGCCGGCGGUAAUGUUACCGGGGCUCUGGGGAAGACACCGCUCAACGGGUUCAUCGUGUACGACUUGGAGAACAAGACUUUCCCGGAGGCGCAGCCACCCAUGUUCAUGGGCCAAGAUGUAUCCGUCAAUUCCAUCGCCGCCCGCCCCGGUUCGCAGGACAUCUACUUCGGUGGACAUUUCGACAAAGCCGGAGCUCUGCCCUGUCCGGGCGUCUGUUACUUUGACAAGACUGAAGACUCGUGGAACCGACCGGGUGUGUCCCUCGAGGGGUCUGUCCUGGCUCUGAAAUGGGUCAACAAGGAUACCUUGAUGGCCGUUGGAGACCUGCAGGUCGAUCAAAAAGACACGGUGGUCGCCACCUACACGGUCAAGGGACAGAAGUGGAAAGCGUUCGACGGAGCCUCCAAGUCCGACAUUCCCGGAACCGUCACUGCGUUUUCGCCCGCCAGUGCCGAUGUGAACAAGUUCUGGCUCGCCGGAGAGAAGGACGAUGGGACGAGUUUCCUCGUCAACUACGACGGCACUAAAUUUGAGUCCGCUGGGGACGACAUCUUUGACAAGGGAACGACUAUCCGGGGACUCGAGAUCAUUCCUCUGAAAGCGGGCCAUGAAAAGGCCGACCUGCUCCGGAACGAUCAGACCCUCCUGGUCACUGGCCAGCUUAUGAUCCCCGACUUCGGACAUGCGUCGGCCGCUCUGUACGACGGGAGCUCGGUGACGCCUUUCAUUCUGUCGUCUAAGUCCGAUGGAAAGCCGGGCAGUAUGUCUCAGGUGUUCUACGAGAACAAGAACCCUUACACUAGUGAAGGAAAACAUCGUUCGAACGGAAUUGUUGUGCUGGUCUCGUUCUGCUGUGCGCUCGGCUGCGUAUUCCUCAUUGUCAUUGCUGGCAUCAUCUUCAAUAAGAUCCAGCGCCGCCGCCAAGGUUACAUGGCGGCGCCACAAACGGUGGGAACGGACCGGCCGUCGAACAUGCAGCGGUUGCCUCCAGAGUACCUUUUCAACUCGUUGAAACAAGCCAACCCAGGCACGCCCGCGAUAUGAACACUCGACCUUGACAUUCUCCCCCGAAAAGAAACAAAAAAAAAGCAAUCUUGACAUCACUCCGCUUGAUCUUUGUUUGACAUCUCAGAACGGCGUUCUUGGGACACAACCUGAUUUAUACCCUUAGCUUAAUCUUUUUCUUUUUUUGCUCUUGCACUGAUUUGAUUUACCAUUCUAUUCUCCGCCUUUGAUAUCCCAGGAGGUUAUAUUUUCGUGAAGCUUCUUUUUAUUUGAUUCUACUUAUUGCCUUCUUGCAUUUGGCGAUUAUACCCGUCAUCUGAUCCCCCUUUUUUUUCAUCUCACGAUUUGGCUAGGAUAUUUUCUUGUCUAUAACACCCUUGUCGAAAUCCUGUCAUUUUCUUCCCGAACUCUUUGUGUUGAAAGUUAAGUUUUGUACCAUAGUCUCCCAGUUGGGACGACUCCGUGUGUCUAUAUUCAGCUCAGGUGCCUUGC
Messenger RNA from Aspergillus campestris IBT 28561, 4567 nucleotides. RefSeq names its product putative cellular morphogenesis protein (Rax2). The record is from RefSeq and is a predicted model, not a curated record. Gene Ontology annotation, molecular function: protein binding. The transcript has 2 exons. Bases 479 to 4114 code for a protein of 1211 amino acids. Lineage: Eukaryota; Fungi; Ascomycota; Eurotiomycetes; Eurotiales; Aspergillaceae. Gene Ontology annotation, biological process: positive regulation of establishment of bipolar cell polarity regulating cell shape. Gene Ontology annotation, cellular component: plasma membrane of growing cell tip.